AUAUUUGAACAUUGUGGCUUGUAUUUUUGAUGUGUGGGAUAUACUUGUACAUAUUUUGAAAUCGCAAAAUUGUGCGCAUUGUGAUAAAAACUUUUAAUUAACCAACAUGGCUUCCAACGGCAGUGACGAGGUAAAAUUAGCGUCCUUAGAGUUGUGUGAUCCAUGCUUUUCUAACUGUAAAGAAAUACUUGCAGUUCUGUACUGUCUGGAUUGUGACGAGAAAUUUUGUGAAGUGUGCGGCACUUGUCACAAGAAAUCCAAGUUGAGUAAGAAUCACAAAUUGUCGACGGUUGCAGAAGCGCCUUCUUGCAAUGUCGUCAAAUUGCUGAAAAAACUCACCACGUGCCCCAACCAUCAGUCCGAAGAAGUAGUUUACAUCUGCAUUAAUGAAGACCAACUCUGCUGUAACCAGUGUGCUAAUACGAGCCACAGAAAGUGUCGGCAGUUGGAAACAAUCGAGCAAUACAUGACAACAGAGAUACACAAAGAAACUAUUACACAUCAAAUGCCGAAUGUACCCAAAGCAGCAAGUGCGCUUCAGGUGGGACGUAGAAAAAAGCACCAACUUCAACAAAGUCUUGUGACGACAAAUUUUGCGAAGAAGAUAUUACCAGACGGAACUGUCCUUGAAAAAUUGACUGAAAUGGAACAGCAAUUAGCAGAGAUUUUGACACAAGACGCAAAUGAACGCUCCAUGGUAGCCGACAGCGCUUCAAGCGUUACUGCUUACCUUCAGGCUGUUCAGGCCAAGCUGGAAUCAGCGUUCAACUCCCUCAAGACUGCAGUAAUGUCUCAAUGUGAAAUGCAAACUCGUAUACUUUUGCAAAACAUCGACAUGCGACAGACGACUACUACUAAUCUACAAGACCAAAUAAGUACUGAUCGAGACAACAUCGAUUCAAUAAAACAACAUGGAAAUGAUAAGCAUGAUUUUCUUCUGCGUCGUCAAAUAACUAAGGAAAUACAGGAUAUUGAAAGCCGUAUUCGAGAAUUAAACCAACGCAAGGCAGCGUCAAAAAUUGAAGUUGUGGAGCAAACUCCCGUGGACAAUAUCGUCCGAACUAUCACAGGCGCUCUUCGAGUACAACCAAGCGGCGGCGGCGCAUAUUUUAACAGUCGCGGAGAAUACUACGAACAAGAAAUGAUGAAGAUAAAGAUAUCUAAUGAUUUUCAAUAGAAGCCAUGGUUAAGUACAUGUACGUAAAUAGUUCCCAAGAGGUCUAGCAGCUAAAAUUAUUUGAACUAAUUACAUUUAGACAAUGACUGCACAGCCUAGCAGCCCCUUAGCAAAUAUACUGGAAAACAAGACAAUUUCCCGACAAUGAAGUCGAAAUUUUCGAAUAAAUUCUUUGGCUGGUGUUGAAACGAAACACUUUGUUUAUGAAAAUACAUAACUUCAUGCUUAUAUAUUUACAUUCACCAUUACUUCUACUGUGUGAUAAUAACAACGUGUGUUUUUUUUCUAAAAAUAUAAGUAUGCAUUUGUUUGUUCGGUGACUUAUUAUAGGCGGUGUGAGAUAAUGCUCGCCCUGAAAGCGGGUAACCCACAAUGCUUUGUAAAGACCGUUUCCAACGAGUAAAUCGAGUUUUUAACAUUAUAUUUUUGUUUUGCUUUAUGUAUUUUCUCAACUGUAAUACAUUUUCUGAUGACUUUCCUGGAGUUUCAUUAUAACCCAAAAUU
Messenger RNA from Dreissena polymorpha, 1681 nucleotides. RefSeq names its product E3 ubiquitin-protein ligase TRIM33-like. Gene Ontology annotation, molecular function: zinc ion binding. Lineage: Eukaryota; Metazoa; Mollusca; Bivalvia; Myida; Dreissenidae. Bases 107 to 1177 code for a protein of 356 amino acids. The transcript has 2 exons. The record is from RefSeq and is a predicted model, not a curated record.